AUUGAAUUGAAUUCGUUGAGUUGGAUUCAGCAAAGCCUUCAAACUUUUUGACCUGAAAUAUUUGUAUGGAUAAUGCAGACGGAUGAUUCUUGCUAGCUUGGCCUUCGCUUUCAAAACCUUUGACUUUGAACAGAUAUCAUGGUUAGAGAUACAGUCGACCCCCUGACAAGGCGCAUUCUGCCUCACAGUCCAUGAAGACAAAACAGAGGACGAGAUUUUCAUUCUGAUGAAAAUUUUGCUGAUUUAUAAUGGAUAACAUUUGGUCAACUUCACGAGGUCGAGCCGGGUCAACAAAACGAGCUGUUAACCAUAUUAGAAUCGAGGAUGAUAACGAUAUUGAUGAAAUUUUCGAUUUCGGAAUUAUUCUUGGGCAGGGGAGUUUUGGCAAGGUUAUCGAAGCUGUCAGCAAAUCAACCAAAGGGAGAUUUGCGGUUAAAACUAUAAACAAGGAGAAAGCCGGCAGUGCUGGUGUUAAAUUACUGGAACGAGAGGUGAGCAUAAUGAAGAAAGUGUUUCACAAGCAUGUUGUACAACUGGAAGAGGUGUACGAAACUUCAAAGAAAAUGCUGCUAGUCAUGGAAUUAUGCGAUAAUGGAGGAUUGAACGAGCUUCUUAAAGAGAAGGUUCGGUUUAGCGAAGAGGAGACACUAUGUAUAAUGAAGCAACUGAUAAGUGCUGUUGUUUAUCUCCACGAGAACAAUAUUGUACACAGAGAUCUCAAGCUUGAGAAUAUUCUUCUUUGUAAACCAGAUGCUGAUGAGAAUCCAAUUAAUAUCAAAGUGACUGAUUUUGGUUUAUCCUACAUCCGAGGGGGCGUAGGAAGUGACUACAUGAUGCAACAAGUCUGUGGAACUCCAAUGUAUAUGGCCCCAGAAGUCAUCACAAACCUAGGCUACAGCGAACGCUGUGACGUAUGGAGCUGUGGCGUUAUUAUGUAUUACCUGCUGCAUGGAGAACCACCUUUCGUUGCGAACACUGAGGAGGAACUGCAUGACCUGAUAAAAAAAGCUGAGGUUGAUUACUCCAUGCCGCAUUGGGAUUCUGUCAGCAUGACAGCAAAAGAAUUAAUUAAUUGGAUGAUGAAGGUUGAUCCAGCCCGUAGAUGCAGUGCAAAGGAAGUUCUGUAUGACCCUUGGAUCAUGGGGACGACCCAUUCUACAAAUGGACCAAGGCUUAACGUUUUAGAUCUUAUGGGAGAAGAGCUCAUGAGAUUAAAGUUAGAGAGAUCUCAAAACAACAACGAAUCAGAAAAUGAUGAUAAUUUAUCCAAAGAUAGCCAUUCUUCUUCUGAAUUAUCGACAAAUAUCAAAUCGGAAAAGACGAAGAAAGGGGUGAGUUUGAAAACCUCUCAAGAUUCAAGCAGAACGUCAAGGUCAACAAAUGACAAAAAGACUUCAUCGCCUGUGCGUUUAACUGAGAAAAAAACAGAGUCAUCUUUAAAAGAAAAGAAGACAGAAAAUAAUGCAAGAAGUGUGCCGAGUUACAUGCAACCGACAAAAAGCUCGUCAGCUCCCAGAAAUCCGAACACUAAGGACAAGCGGACAAAGAGAUAACCGAAGAUUUAGUUCUAGGCCAUACGUAAAUUCAUUUUAGAACUUCAUCGUGGUGGGGACAAAGACUAAUUGGUGGCUUGUGUGAUGAACGUUCGCCUUUGGGAGACUCAACCCUUACCACUCUGUUUUAUAUUGGUUAUUCUUCAUGAUUCCUGAACAAGGCGGUCGCUUUUGCUUAACUUGUGGGAAGGAAGCCAUCGACGAAUGUUGCUUCGUAAGUUAUUGCACAAAAUGUUAGGUCGGUUACUUUUGUCACGUUAUGCCAUUUGAUAAUCGUUGCCCUAUCAGGGGUUUGAAUAUGCGCGUGCCAUUCUAGGCGGCGUCUAAAGUAUGUUUGCUUGGAUAGACUUGAGAAAAUUCCAUCGAUUUAUCCAAACGAUUGCGUCGAGAAGUAAACGAACCGUUCUAACUUCCCCUGAGUUAAAUUUCUGGUCCAGUUAGUUCCCAUUAAACGGCUGUUGAGUACUUUUUGACCGCAAGGGCUAACGGGCAACAAAACACAAAGGAUAGGUCCCUGAGGUUCUCAGACCCUUGGUAUUACAGUCUGUUGUUAAGAGUCGGUAAGAUCGAGAAUAAGUUGAAAUUCACUUGCCACGAUCUACUUUGGGAGUUCUAGAUAAUAACCCUUGCCCAUUUGCAAUGUCACCCCUGGUUCAACAUGGUUUCCAAACAAAAGACAAACGAAGCGACAUUGCUGCUUGGAAAAUAAAGCUCAUCAAAUUAUUAGCUAGGUGACUUAUUGUGUAGGGUUCAUUAAAAUAUCUUUUCGUUAGCUUUUCCAGCCAAAUUUUUUGGCAAAGAUUUCAAUUGGCACCAUGAGCUCCUUUCACACAUUUAGUUGAAGGAAAUUCAGAAGCACAACCUAACAGACUUCAAUAUAAUUGAGCUGGCUCAACUUGUAAGAUUUAGAGUGGUAAUUGUUUGAUAUUGUGAUCAUGGCUCUGUAUAUUUGUGAAAUUUGAAUGAGAAAAGUCGAGUUAAGAAA
Molecule: messenger RNA, 2538 nt
Organism: Rhopilema esculentum
Lineage: Eukaryota; Metazoa; Cnidaria; Scyphozoa; Rhizostomeae; Rhizostomatidae
Product: serine/threonine-protein kinase 33
Biological process (GO): protein phosphorylation
Molecular function (GO): ATP binding; protein kinase activity
Source: RefSeq, a predicted model, not a curated record